This is a messenger RNA of Psylliodes chrysocephalus, 2494 nucleotides long. Lineage: Eukaryota; Metazoa; Arthropoda; Insecta; Coleoptera; Chrysomelidae. The record is from the annotation of a GenBank genome assembly.
UCAAAGCUUGAAAGUGAAAAUAAUAAUUAAACUAAAUGUAUUACACAAAAUGGUAAAAUAUUGAGGCAAUUGUAGAUUUUUUCGCCCUCAAACAUGUCUACGAAGUUAUAAAGUGUUGUAAUUUCUACACCAAGUAUACGAAAUGCAGGUACCUACCCCAAUAUUGACAUUUUAUGCGAUACGAAAACAUAACCUAACAAAUAAUUGUCAUAUAAACAAAUUGUUAUAAUUUCGUUAAACACAAUUAAAACAACACAGAUACGAAACAUGGACCAGUACGAAGAUUUCGUUGACAAUUUAACGCCCGAAAUUGAAAUAAUCGAAGCGAAAGCGGCCGAAUUGCUAUCGAAAAAAUCGAGAAAAAUCUACGAAAAACAAUACGAGGAAUUCAACAAGUGGUGUAAUCAGAAAAACGAACAAAACGUCACCGAAGAAUUGUUGCUGUUGUACUUUGGUGAGAAAUCGGGACACGUUAAAGCUUCUACUCUAUGGUCACAAUAUUCCAUGCUGAAAGCCAUGUUGAUUAUUAAAGAUAAUAUCGAUAUAAGUGAGUUUAAGAACUUAUUAACCUAUCUUAAAAGAAUGAACGAUGGAUACAAACCGUUUAUAUCGAAAGCACUAACGGGGGAACAAGUUGAUCAAUUCUUAACUGAAGCGCCUGAUGAAGAAUAUUUGAUGAUUAAAGUUGCUCUAAUCUUGGGCAUAGCAGGCGCUUGCAGAGGGCACGAACUAGUGAACCUAUUAGUAGACGACGUGACCGAUUUAGGUUCAUCGAUUCUAUUUAACAUAAAGAAGAGCCAAACCGAGAUCGAUAGACGCUUCAUCGUUACGAAUUCGGCCGAAAAUUCUGUCGAUUUCGUAAAAUUGUGCAAAAAAUACAUGGCGUUGCGGAAAUUCAAAACGCCUCAUUCGCGAUUUUUCGUGCAGUAUAGAAAUAAGAAUUGUUCGACGCAACCUGUGGGUAGAAACUCUUUCGGUAAGCUGCCUCAAAGGAUAGCCGAAUUUUUGAAGCUGCCCGAAGCCUCUUUGUAUACCGGUCACUGUUUUAGACGGACCUCCGCGUCUUUGAAGUCCGGCGAAAAUGGAAACGUUUUAAAACGGCUCGAUAGAUGGCAGGCUAGGAAUUUGACAGAUGGGUUAGCAAAAUUACGUGCAACUGGUGCGGAACCCUCCACGAGUGCUGCUUCGCAUGACGAAUUGCAAACUGAAAGUGAUUUGGCAAUAGAACAUGUAGACGUAGGAUCCGUAUCGACAUCAUGUGAAGAACAAUCCGACUCUAAUUUGGAAUUCCUUCCAGAAUCAGAAGAACCGCCUUUACCGACGACAUACCCGAAACCCUCCUCCUCCUCCACAUUACCGCCUAAAGAUAUGAAAACAUAUUGCAGACUGUGUCUUAAACCUGUCACUAAGGUGCAGAUGAUUUGCUUGGGCGAUUUCCACGACAUAAACUAUCCAUCCAGAACGGUCCAAUUCAAACGGAACAAAAUUCUGCAAACCGAAAUGUACCUAAGAAUGAUAAGGAUCGUAAUGCCGAAUUUCGACCACAAUUUAGUCUUCAAUCCCGUGAUGUGCAACGACUGCAGUACUCGCCUUCAGAUGGCUUCCGAUUUCGUCGAGCAAUGUAUGACCACCCAGAAGGUCAUCCAGGAGUUCAAGGAAACGCAUUGCCCUUCGGAAGAAAUGGUGUCUUGCGAAGACGUUGUCUACAACAAAUCACUGCUGCAACCGGACUUCGAAGAAGGUCCUACACAACCAAAACAGCGGAAGAUAGUACCCAAACCGUCAACCUCGAAAUCUGUAGCCAAAUCGAAAGCCGCCGUUAAACCGUCGCCAUCUGUUGAACAACCGAAUGAAACUCAGACAUUUCCGCCCGACGAGGAAUUUCAACAUAGUUCAGAAAAUAUAAAAAUUGAAAAUAUGGACGGUGAGGAAAUGGAAUUCGAAGAUAAAUAUGAAGUAACUCCAGAGGAAAUUUGUUUUAUUAAACAGGAGCCUGUUGAAGAAGCGCCUCGAAUUAAGACUGAUGAUGCGAUUCAUACAAAUGUACCAAUUAAGACAGAACGUGAAUAUUCUUUACUGACUAAUUCUGUUGUAAAAAGUGAACCCUGUUCGACUUCUACCUCAGACUAUACCAUAAUGACUGAUCCAAAUAAUGUUAAACAAUUUUCUGCAGCUGACGUGUCUUGUAAUCUGAAUUCGAAUAACUCAAGUUCUUUAGUGCAUGCAGUUGAUUUACCUUCAUCUUCUAAUAUACCAAUUUCGAAUUAUUGUCCUGGUAUUCAGAAUAUUGCACCAGAGGCUUGUAUUAAUGCUGUUAAUCCGACUGCUUUUUCUAGUGUUAAUUCACAAUUUGAAAAUAGUCAAAAUAGGUAGAAUGUUAGUUUGUGAUUUUUAAAGAUUUACUACUGUUUUUUUACUAUGUAAAAAUUGUGAUUUAUUAUGUUAUGUGUAACAUACUUUCCGACGUUUUAUUUGCAUAAACUAUUUUUCUUAA